AUGCACCGCAUGUUUGACAUAACCUCGAAGCAGCAUUUUGUCUCCACAGCUGUCAUCACUCCCCGUAACGUGGCCGAGGCUCAAGCCAUCGUCAAGCUUUAUAACAAGUUUGAGAUUCCCCUUUGGCCAUUCUCUACUGGCCGAAAUGUUGGGUAUGGUGGUGCUGCUCCCCGUAUACCAGGCUCGAUUAGUCUUAAUCUUGGCAAACAUAUAAACAAGAUCUUGAAGGUUAAUGUUGAUGGUGCAUAUGCUCUGGUUGAACCUGGAGUUACAUAUGCAGAUCUUUAUCAGUCCUUGGUGGAUAACAACCUUGAGAGGGGAGUUGGCUAUACUCCGUAUAAUAAGUCAUCUUCAUCGUUAUACCGACCAAGUAGUGACGGCCUUUAUAUUUCCCACGGCACACUAGUCUGUACGGGAAUGGGUGCUUUGCCAAACCCAUAUGCGGAUCUAAACGCCCCUCUACACGAGCAAGAGCCCAACUCGGCGUGGCAACUGUUUAAUUACGGCUUCGGUCCCUAUAACGACGGCAUCUUUAUGCAAUCGUCUCUUAGUAUUGUUAUCAAAAUGGGUAUCUGGCUUAUGGUGAACCCUGGCGGGGAUCUUAAGACAAAAAAGUUUAACCUAGGCCGCUGGAAUUUCUAUGGGGCGCUUUAUGGCCCUGAACCUAUUCGGAAGGUUAUAUGGGAAGUUAUCAAGGGUGCUUUCUCAGCCAUCCCCAGGGCCAAGUUUUACAUCCCGGAGGAUAUGCCUAAUAAUGUUAUUUUGCAGACCAGAGAUCUUACCCUCCAGGGAAUUCCCACCAUAACUAAGCUUAAAUAG
Messenger RNA from Fusarium odoratissimum NRRL 54006, 819 nucleotides. RefSeq lists its product as uncharacterized. Gene Ontology annotation, biological process: lactate catabolic process. The transcript is spliced from 5 exons. Gene Ontology annotation, molecular function: D-lactate dehydrogenase (cytochrome) activity; FAD binding; D-lactate dehydrogenase (NAD+) activity. Gene Ontology annotation, cellular component: mitochondrion. Bases 1 to 819 code for a protein of 272 amino acids. The record is from RefSeq and is a predicted model, not a curated record. NCBI's taxonomy places the organism in Eukaryota, Fungi, Ascomycota, Sordariomycetes, Hypocreales, Nectriaceae.